AUGGAUAGUGAUGAUGAUCUUUUUGAAUUUGUCCCUGAUAACAAUACAGUUAAAAGUGUCACUAAUACAAGCGAUAGUGUGAAUAUCGCAUCUAAUAUUUCUGUUUCAAAAAAAUCUAGUAAUAGACUUCCCUCUCUUGUUAGACCCUUUUUUUCACAAAAAACCAUUGAUAACAAGUUAGUACUUUGUAGUAUCUGUAAAAGUGAAUUCAGCAUAACCAUGGCUACUAGUAACUUAUGUAAAUAUCUCGAUUCUCAGCAUCUAGGCUGGGAAGCAAACAAACCAAUACCAAGUCAAUAG
Messenger RNA from Dentiscutata heterogama, 300 nucleotides. NCBI's taxonomy places the organism in Eukaryota, Fungi, Glomeromycota, Glomeromycetes, Diversisporales, Gigasporaceae. The record is from the annotation of a GenBank genome assembly.